AUGUAUAAUAACUUAAAAACAUUCAUCACAUUCACCGAAAGAGAAGGUUUUGAUAAAGAUCAAAAACUUGAAAGCUAUUUAUAUCCAGAUUCUUAUGAUGGAUUUUCAUUACUUGAAUUAUGCUGUUACUAUGGAGCUGAUGACUGUUUCAAGUUCUUGAGAACGAAAUUUAACUCAGAAAUAACUCGAGAAUGUCUACAGCUUUCAUUUUUAGGAGGAAAUCAAGAGAUCAUGAGCGAAUGUUUGAAAUAUCAAGAACCAGAUGAAUAUUGCAUGGAAAAUGCAAUUAUUUCGCAUAACAUUGAUUUUGUCACAUUCUUGAUAAAUGAAUACAAUAUAAAGAUCGAAUUCGAAGAUUGCACAAAAUAUAAGAAUCUUGAAUCAUUUUUAGUUUAUUUCGAUCAAACUAAUGAUAUUAACUAA
This is a messenger RNA of Trichomonas vaginalis G3, 423 nucleotides long. RefSeq names its product protein of unknown function (DUF3447). The record is from RefSeq and is a predicted model, not a curated record. Bases 1 to 423 code for a protein of 140 amino acids. The transcript has a single exon. NCBI's taxonomy places the organism in Eukaryota, Parabasalia, Trichomonadida, Trichomonadidae.